Molecule: messenger RNA, 3099 nt
Organism: Anguilla rostrata (American eel)
Lineage: Eukaryota; Metazoa; Chordata; Actinopteri; Anguilliformes; Anguillidae
Product: UBA-like domain-containing protein 2
Exons: 3
Coding region: 159-671 (170 amino acids)
Molecular function (GO): protein binding
Source: RefSeq, a predicted model, not a curated record
UGACGCUGGAAAAUAUUUUUGUUGGUGCUGCAAGGCGAGAAACCAGAGUAGAGAGGAUUUAUGUAGAUCGCCUGGACGAUAUUUUACGUUAUUGCAUAAGCAUUUCUUUUACACUUGGAUUAUCAAGAUUAAGGAGACUUCUGUGUAGUGCAUCGACGAUGUCGGUGAAUAUGGAAGAACUAAGGCAUCAAGUCAUGAUCAACCAGUUUGUUUUGACCGCUGGUUGUGCCGCUGACCAGGCAAAGCAGCUCCUUCAGGCGGCUCACUGGCAAUUCGAGACAGCAUUAAGCUCCUUCUUCCAAGAGGCUAACGUUCCCAGUCAUCACCACCAGAUGAUGUGCACCCCACGCAACACGCCAGCCACUCCGCCUAACUUCCCAGAUGCCAUCACCAUGUUCUCCAAGCUGCGGGCCUCGGAAUGCAGCAGUGGCAACAGCGGAGGUCCUGUGCCCGGCUCCAUGGCGUGCUCCCCACCACCCCCAUCUAGUUUUGGCUCCUUCUGGGCCUCCUCUCCACCCAGCCAUCAGCCCAACUGGUUGCCCCCCUCGUCCCCCACCAGCCACCACCUUCAUCACCACCACCUGCAACAGACGCCCAUGUGGCCCCCAGUGUCCCAGCCUAGCAAAGCCCAGCAAACAGCUGUUGUAUCUGGACUGCACAGCCAGAGAUGAGACUAAACUGUGGGAGGGGAGGGAAGCAGUGGGUGGGUGGGGGUCUCGAUGAAUUUAAAGGGAUGGGGUUUAAAUAAGGUGUAGGUAUGUGGGCAGUGAGGGGUGAUAUAGAUCUUUGUUUUUUUUUCUUGAAUAAUGAUGAACAAUCUUUUCACUUUUGAAUACAUAUUCUUUCUCUUUUCCCAUUAUUGAUGUGCAACAAUUCAAGCCUUGUGAGAGAACCACUAUCCAAUUCAAAUGAGCAAAUGCGGAAGACAUCCUGCAAUCAAGGUGACUGUCUCUGCCCACCGGAGGAAGGAAUGUUCUUUGGCUCAGAUCUUUAAGGGAGGACGUGUAUAUCAUGGCACUAAACUCAACAAUGCAAACAAGCCACCAAAUUUGCCACAGGAAACUUCUGCGGACAAAAAAGGAAGAAAAAAUAUUCAAAGCGGUGUAAUGUGUGGCUGGGGAUUUCUUUGUUUUUUUGGUUUUUAUACUUUGACAUAUUCAUGCUUUCUUUUUUACUGUUCCUGUUACCUAAUUUAGCUGACUGAUACCACACAAAGCACUGACAAAGCAAGAAUACAGUUACCAGCAGACAAUAACUGCAAAGUUUUACAGUGGCAUCUGUCUACAUUUAUCUCAAUAUUAAGAGGAAAAACCUGGUGCAUUACCUCAAAGCCUGAUAUGUUUGAUAGUGUUGCCGCUCUAACACCCUAAAUAACCUGUGGGUGCAAUUUUUGUUUGUUAAAAUUUUCUGCCAGAAAUGCUUUUGGUAUGGAGAGAUUUUAGAAUAUAAUUGCUUAUGGAAUUUGGACAGUAGUUGAAAUGGAUUUACUGUCUGAAAAUUAUUAAAAAACAAUGUUACUUUUUGUUUAGAGAUUAAAACUUAACAAAAAGGUGGAAUGUGAACUUUUACAAUUUAAUUUUGAAUUAUGACUUGGUGACAUAACUAUAUAAUCAUUAAAAGAAAAUAUUCACACUGUGGACACAAUCUGCCUCAGUUCUGUGAUGCUGCAUAUAAUGUCACAGGGCUCAGAUUUACAAAGAUUUUGACCUAUAGAUUUUUCAUCAUUACUUUCAUGUGGGUGAUGGAAAGAGCUGUUGAUUAGUUUGUUUGGAAAGCUCAACUGCACAGUCUGCACAAACAAACAUACCUGCAUCUACCUCUGCUUGAUGAGAGAAGCUUUUGCAUGCUCUGAACGUACUAGUGAAGACAGACACUAAGCAAGGUGCAGGAAUCUUUGUAGGUAACGUUCAGGAGAUGACGCGGUUGUUUUGCUGUUGAUGCUUCUGGGGACAACCACUCAGUCCUCCAAGACCUCCCGCAGACUUAACUAAUAUCUUAGGAAGGGACAGGAAGGACAGUGUUUAGCUUGAGUCCUAGAUCUUUGCUGUGAUUUCUGUCUGUUCCCACAUGUUACCAUCACAUCUUAGAAAUAAUGGUUGAGGAAAUGGUAAUAUCAAGUUAUGUUAAUCGCGGUGAAUAUCUUGUUUAGUUGGGAUCAUCGAGAUGAUAAAUUUGCAGGUGUGAACUGAUAUGUUGAGACCUUUGAGGUCAUGAGUUUUGUAGCCUUUUUAAUUAUUGGAUUGUGGAAGUGUUUUAUGUGUUGAAAGCAUAGAACUAUCAGUCCAUUGUGUCAAAAUGUUUGUGAAUCUGCAGUGGACACAAGUAACUUUAAAAAUGUUAAAAUUGAGGUAGCAAAAAUGAGGAUCAUAAACUUCAUGGAAAAAAGUAUGACUUUACUUAGGGGGUUAAUUGUUUUUGCAAUGUGAGGAUACUCUUGUAAUGUCACUAAAUCAUCUCAAAAUUAUUUGUUUUAUUUGUGGGUGUCUUAAAUCUAGAUGGCCCACAUCAUUGUAUUAUUUUUUAUUUUAUUGUGAACCUUAUUGUGAUAUGGGACACAUUGCAGUUAUUUCCAUGGUUUCAUAAUCUGCAGAAAGCAGAACUGAAAUUGCUGAAAUUUUGAACUGAAAUUGUAAACUUCCACUAUUCAUGUGAUUCAGUUAAUCAUUCAAACCAAAAUGUUGUUUUUCAAAAUAAUAAUAAUAAUAAUAAUAAUAAUAGUUAUUAGUAUUAUUUCUUUUUUUUCCAUGUCAUCCCUCAUUUUUUUGGUCAAUAGUGCAGUCAUCACUUCCAUAGGCUGUUUUGUAUGUCCUGUUUUUUUAAUGCAUCACUAUUUUCAACAGGUUGUAUUUUUGAACCUGUGCUCCCUUUUUAAAUGUACUUUAAUAAUAUCACUGUGGAUUAUCGGAAUCUCAGUGGACAUUUCAAUGUUGGGCACACCCAUGUCAUGUGACCAACACCAACUCAUGCCAAGGUUUGGCUUUGCCACCUGGGACACUGCUCCAGUAAGCCAUCAUAUGAUCUCUUCUGGAAGAUCUUGUAUUUCAGAGGGACAGUAAAAGCAUAUGUAAAUAAAGUUGAAUGUAAAUACGUAAAAGCAAA